AUGACUUGCACCAACCAGGACACUGUUCACGCCUCGGCGUCUACCACGAGCUCCAACGUUGCGUUUGCUGGUGGUCGAGAGAUCCGAGUGUUUCUUCCGCCCACCUCGUCCACCAGCAGCAACACACUCACACUCUAUCCCGCGCCUUCGGAAGACGAUUUGAAGCCGACGGCGGCGGAGCUAUCGCAUGCGUUUCGCUCGUCACCUCUGCUUCGAGCUGGGCCGGAUGCGCCGUUGCUGACACGCGCGCUUCGCGAGCGCGAGGAAUCACGACUUGGUCUCAACUCGUCGCGCAACCGCACAUACGCGUCUAUACGUAUCCGCAUUCGUUUCAGUGAUCGAACAAUGAUCGAAUCGACGUUCAGCGAAACAGACACGAUCGACGCUGUCUAUGCGGUCCUGCUUGACUCGCUCGAUGAAACCGUCAAGCACAAAGGCGUCGUCAUCUACACUUCGCCUCCUCGCAUCGAGUACAAGAAAUCCGAUCCCAGCCUCAAACGCAAGACGCUCAGAGAUCUCGGCUUGAUCCCUAGCGCCGUCGUAAACUUAAAGUGGGACGAUCCGCACUUGAACUCCAACGCCCUACCCGCCCCCUUGAGAAGCGACCUCACUUCCGCCGCACAACCACUACCCCUUCCAUCAUCCCCAACCUCGCCACCGUCCACACAACUCAACCCACACUCCAACUCCAACUCCACUUCUGUCCACACUCCACCGUCAAAACCCGUACCCAAGUGGCUCAAAAAUAUUGUCAGUAAGUCCUCCAUCCGCCCAACCCUCCAGUGA
Molecule: messenger RNA, 786 nt
Organism: Mycosarcoma maydis (corn smut)
Lineage: Eukaryota; Fungi; Basidiomycota; Ustilaginomycetes; Ustilaginales
Exons: 1
Coding region: 1-786 (261 amino acids)
Molecular function (GO): protein binding
Source: RefSeq, a predicted model, not a curated record